AUGUAUGCGACGGCGUACACGCGCGCCUGCUGCCGCAACACCCACAGUGCCCCCCCGACCCCCCCAUACCCCGGUCGCCCCCAGCGGAGGAGGGAGAUCUUUAUCUGGCCCCUGCCUUCUACUACCUGGGCCGAGGGAGCCGGAGCCCGGCCCUGGGGAGAUGGCUGCGGUCCCAGCAGCGGAGAGAAGCAGAGAGAGCGCGUCGCAGCUCCAUGUCCCAGCCAGGGCUCCCUUCCCCAGCCCCCACCCGUGGAUGUGAUGGCGGCUCCGGCUCUGCCCUGCUGCCUGUCCCUCCUCAUCCUCCUCUUGCCCCUGGCCAUCCCUCAGGCAUCUACAUCAGUGAACGGACUGAGCAUCUCCUCACCUGAUGGGGACAGGAGUGGCGGGCAAACCCUUGAAGGCCAUGGGUGCCCUACAGCCAGCCCCACAAGCCACAUUUUCACGGCAUUUGCUUCCAACAUCACAUGCUUCUACAACUCAAGAGCCAACGUCUCCUGCAUCUGGAGCCAUGAUGAGGGCCUGCAGGCCACCACCUGCUGCUUGCACAGCCAUCAGCCUAAGAGAGAGGAGCUUUUUCCUACAAAACAGUGGAAACACACCUGUGAGCUGCAACCAGUGAAGCCGGGAUCCUGGGCAUGCAAUCUGGUUCUAGGACAAUCUCCAGAAAAACUGACCGUAGUGGAUGUUAUGAAACUGACGGUGAUGUGCUCUGAAGGCGGGAAGUGGAGGAAGAUGAAGACCCAGGAUAUCAAGCCCUUUGAUUACAUUCGUCUUGUUCCACCCCAUUCACUCCAAGUCGCCCACGUAGAGACGCAUAGGUGCAACAUAACCUGGACCAUCUCCCAGGUAUCCCACUACAUCCAAAAUGACGUGGAGUUUGAGGCCCGGUUAAGGUACGCCGACCACAGCUGGGAGGACACCCCACUGCUGACCCUCAGGCAGAACCAGCAAUGGAUCUACCUGGAGAAUCUCGCUCCAGGCAUGGAAUAUGAGCUUCAGGUGCGGGCCAAGCCCCAGCUAGGCAGGCAUGAGGUUUGGAGCCACUGGAGCCAGCCCCUGGCCUUCAGGAUGGUCCCUGCAGGUACUGAUGGGGAGCUGAGGUUAGCUCAUGAGCUCCCUGGGGCCCGCGAGAUCAAGGUCACUGGUUUAAGCCCCAUGUGGGGGAGGAGGGAGGCUUCAGGGUGGGUGUGCAAUGCACCCUCAUGCCCGGAGUCCCCUCUGAGGGCUGAGAAGAACCUCUCCCACAACCCCGUGGCUUCCCCCUCACCCCUCUGCACCCCAUCCCAGCAGGGAAGCAAGGUGCCUGGUUCGGAUUCCUCCAAUCAGAGGAUGCCUUUCCUGGAAGAAUUCGUCUGA
Molecule: messenger RNA, 1356 nt
Organism: Odocoileus virginianus texanus
Lineage: Eukaryota; Metazoa; Chordata; Mammalia; Artiodactyla; Cervidae
Source: RefSeq, a predicted model, not a curated record